CCUCUGGGGAAAGAGUUGUCAACUCCCAGUCAUAUGAUCGAUCCUGAGACUCACAGUCACAGUUGUGGAAAAUGGCCAGCCAAACUCAAGGAAUUCAGCAGCUCUUGGCAGCGGAGAAAAGGGCUGCCGAAAAGGUUUCGGAGGCUAGGAAGCGCAAGGCCCGCCGUUUAAAGCAGGCCAAGGAGGAGGCUCAGGAUGAAAUCGAGAAGUACAGGCAAGAACGGGAACGCCAGUUCAAGGAGUUCGAGGCCAAGCACAUGGGCUCCAGGGAGGAUGUGUCUGCGCGCAUUGAGGCUGACACAAAGCUGCGUAUCAAUGAAAUGAACAAAGCUGUCACUUUGCACAAAGAACAGGUUAUCGAAAAGAUUUUGGAGCUUGUCUAUGAUAUCAAGCCUGAGCUUCACAAGAAUUUCCGCAAGUAAACUGAAUGUGGGUGGGGAAGACUUGCACACUUAAUUCAGAGGUUCCAUUUCUGCUAGGAAUCUCUGAGAGGAAUAUAUAUUUCAAAAUAAUUAUUGAUGUCCACAUAUUUUAAAAUGGCCUUGAGACUUUGUGCUUGGUUGCUACGUGUUACAGCUGUAACCAACCACUCAUAUCUGUCAUAAAUAAACAAUAUAGGCUGGAUUUGUAUGUUGGCAGUGUUUUGACUUAGACUUCAAAUCGGAAUUGCCAUUGCAUGAAUUUCAUCUUGGAUCAUCAAUUCAUAUUGUAAACAAAAUACAUAUGUAAAUGUUUAGCUUGAGUAGGAAUGCAUACUCUUUAGUUUAGGUAACUGUUGAAUCAUGCAAUGGCUCAAUGUUAUGUGCAUUUUAGCUUGUGUUUGAAAGGAUUGUCGAUUUUACGUGUUCAAAACAAUUAAAUGUUGCAAUUAUUUUUAUCCUUUUGUUUUGUUUUCAAUUCCAUUUAACAUAAUGCAUGUACAUUUAUAUCAUUGUAAUGAAAACAAAUACUUUGGUUUUCCUUCUAAAAUAUUCCAUGUUAUGUAUAGACUUUAAGGUGUGUGUUUUAAUUAAGUUACCAGGGAUUGUUUAAAAGAAUUUCUUAUAUGCUGUUUGUGCACAUUCCUCCAUUCCAUCAUCUGGUAUAUAGAAGAUCACGGUUCAGCACAUACUGUAUAUAACUGUUAAAUCUAUAUUUUCAAGAUUAUGUUCUGCGAUGUUACAGUAUUAAACAUUUGCCGGCUUGUUUCAA
Messenger RNA from Thrips palmi, 1191 nucleotides. It is a transcript of the gene Vha13, whose product is annotated as V-type proton ATPase subunit G. Gene Ontology annotation, molecular function: proton-transporting ATPase activity, rotational mechanism. Lineage: Eukaryota; Metazoa; Arthropoda; Insecta; Thysanoptera; Thripidae. Gene Ontology annotation, cellular component: vacuolar proton-transporting V-type ATPase complex. The record is from RefSeq and is a predicted model, not a curated record. Gene Ontology annotation, biological process: proton transmembrane transport. The transcript has 4 exons. Bases 72 to 422 code for a protein of 116 amino acids.